Molecule: messenger RNA, 2227 nt
Organism: Mercenaria mercenaria
Lineage: Eukaryota; Metazoa; Mollusca; Bivalvia; Venerida; Veneridae
Product: polyubiquitin-C
Exons: 3
Coding region: 165-1994 (609 amino acids)
Biological process (GO): protein ubiquitination; modification-dependent protein catabolic process
Cellular component (GO): cytoplasm; nucleus
Molecular function (GO): ubiquitin protein ligase binding; protein tag activity
Source: RefSeq, a predicted model, not a curated record
UUUCGAGAAUCUUCCAAUAAUAAUCACAAACAACGUCACGUGAUUGUGUGGUAUAAAUAAACGAAAUUUUCGUAGUUCAGGAAGAACAGCCGCAAAUACACAACAAAGCAACACGUACAGACUACUGAUAUUCGCAGCGAUAUUGAAGAAAUACAAAGGGAACCAUGCAGAUCUUUGUGAAAACGUUGACUGGAAAAACCAUUACACUUGAGGUUGAGCCGUCGGAUUCCAUUGAAAAUGUGAAAGCCAAGAUCCAGGACAAAGAAGGCAUUCCCCCAGAUCAGCAGAGAUUGAUCUUUGCUGGCAAACAGUUGGAAGAUGGUCGCACAUUGUCUGACUAUAACAUCCAGAAGGAAUCCACACUCCACCUUGUGCUCCGUCUUAGAGGAGGUAUGCAGAUCUUCGUGAAGACCCUCACUGGCAAGACCAUUACACUCGAGGUUGAGCCUUCAGACUCUAUUGAGAAUGUGAAAGCCAAGAUCCAGGACAAGGAAGGCAUUCCCCCAGAUCAGCAGAGAUUGAUCUUUGCUGGCAAACAGUUGGAAGAUGGUCGCACACUGUCAGAUUAUAACAUUCAGAAGGAAUCCACACUCCAUCUUGUGCUCCGUCUAAGAGGAGGUAUGCAGAUCUUCGUGAAGACCCUCACUGGCAAGACCAUUACACUUGAGGUUGAGCCAUCAGACUCUAUUGAGAACGUGAAAGCUAAGAUACAGGACAAAGAAGGCAUUCCCCCAGAUCAGCAGAGAUUGAUCUUUGCUGGCAAACAGUUGGAAGAUGGUCGCACAUUAUCAGACUAUAACAUUCAGAAGGAAUCCACACUCCAUCUUGUGCUUCGUCUCCGGGGAGGUAUGCAGAUCUUCGUGAAGACCCUCACUGGAAAGACCAUUACACUUGAGGUUGAGCCAUCAGACUCUAUUGAGAACGUGAAAGCUAAGAUACAGGACAAAGAAGGCAUUCCCCCAGACCAGCAGAGAUUGAUCUUUGCUGGCAAACAGUUGGAAGAUGGUCGCACAUUGUCCGACUAUAACAUCCAGAAGGAAUCCACACUCCAUCUUGUGCUUCGUCUCCGAGGAGGUAUGCAGAUCUUUGUAAAGACCCUUACUGGUAAGACGAUUACUCUAGAGGUUGAACCAUCAGACUCUAUUGAGAAUGUGAAAGCUAAGAUCCAAGACAAGGAAGGCAUUCCCCCAGAUCAGCAGAGAUUGAUCUUUGCUGGCAAACAGUUGGAAGAUGGUCGCACAUUGUCAGAUUAUAACAUUCAGAAGGAAUCCACUCUCCAUCUUGUGCUCCGUCUCCGGGGAGGUAUGCAGAUCUUCGUGAAGACCCUCACUGGCAAGACAAUUACACUCGAGGUUGAGCCUUCAGACUCUAUUGAGAAUGUUAAAGCCAAGAUCCAGGACAAGGAAGGCAUUCCCCCAGAUCAGCAGAGAUUGAUCUUUGCUGGCAAACAGUUGGAAGAUGGUCGCACACUGUCAGACUAUAACAUUCAGAAGGAAUCCACACUCCAUCUUGUGCUCCGUCUAAGAGGAGGUAUGCAGAUCUUCGUGAAGACCCUCACUGGCAAGACCAUUACACUUGAGGUUGAGCCAUCAGACUCUAUUGAGAAUGUGAAAGCCAAGAUCCAGGACAAAGAAGGCAUUCCCCCAGAUCAGCAGAGAUUGAUCUUUGCUGGCAAACAGUUGGAAGAUGGUCGCACACUGUCAGACUAUAACAUUCAGAAGGAAUCCACACUCCAUCUUGUGCUCCGUCUAAGAGGAGGUAUGCAGAUCUUCGUGAAGACCCUCACUGGCAAGACCAUUACACUUGAGGUUGAGCCAUCAGACUCUAUUGAGAAUGUGAAAGCCAAGAUCCAGGACAAAGAAGGCAUUCCCCCAGAUCAGCAGAGAUUGAUCUUUGCUGGCAAACAGUUGGAAGAUGGUCGCACAUUGUCCGACUAUAACAUCCAGAAGGAGUCCACACUCCAUCUUGUGCUCCGUCUCCGAGGAGGCCAGUGAAUAUGUUCAGUAAAUAAAAUGGCAUUGUAACAGUUUUUGGACAUUUUAUGAAGGCCAACUAUCUUCAAAUUUGUUUCGUUUUAAUGGGUUUAUUUCUUGAAGCUUAUGCUUUAAAAAACUUAAAAGUUACAUAAUCUGUUCUUCACAUUGGGAUUUUAAAUUUUUUUUAUCUAUUUUCUGUAAGCUGUAGUUAAAAGUUGAACAAAAUUGUGCAAUAAAUUAAAACAAAAGUA